Paramecium octaurelia is the source of this 352-nucleotide messenger RNA. The record is from the annotation of a GenBank genome assembly. Lineage: Eukaryota; Ciliophora; Oligohymenophorea; Peniculida; Parameciidae.
AUGGUUCUCAUUACAACAAUCCUAUGGAGUUUGCUUCCUGAAACUUGUAAGUGUAAACCCUUAAAAAAACCAUACGAAGAAAGUAAGCUAAAAUAUUGAGAAUUCCUGUUUUUGUUAAUCACAGGAUCAUUCUUGAUUUAUACUUUUGAGCUUAGUUACGGCACAUAUCUGUUAUUUUGAUUGACGUAUAUUGGACUGGUUUCAUUAAUGUUAAGUAUUAAUUUAAUUUAAUUAUAGACUUACAUGGUUAUGUCUGAUGGGCAAAAACACAGCUCUUAAGAAAAUAAAAGUAAAAUUUGAAAGAAUAGAAAAAUAUUAUGAAUAUACCUUUUUAAGAUUUGUGCUUCAAUGA